AUGAGUCAAUGUUUAGAAUAUAUUAGACAAGGAAGAAUAACCGAAGCUCUAGAAUGUGCACAGGAUGAAUUAGCACCACUUGGGGAAGAAAAUACUGAAUUUCUUGAAGAACUUGAGAGAUCAAUGGCAUUAUUAGCAUUUGAUAAUACAUCCACAUCUCCUGUAGGAUAUUUAUUCCAUACAUCACAACGUUUACAUACAGCCAGUGAGCUGAAUGCUGCAAUUUUAACUUCACAAAACCAACAAAAAGAUCCAAAUUUACCAAAUUUAUUAAAAAUGUUGGUUUGGGCUCAAGAUGAAUUAGAUGAGGAAGUAACAUAUCCUAAAAUGGAAACGUCAACAUCUAUUUCCAAUUCUAUAUCAAACUCUACUAUAAAUCUUUUAUAUUUACCAAUCUAA
Entrophospora sp. SA101 is the source of this 399-nucleotide messenger RNA. Lineage: Eukaryota; Fungi; Glomeromycota; Glomeromycetes; Entrophosporales; Entrophosporaceae. The record is from the annotation of a GenBank genome assembly.